Molecule: messenger RNA, 786 nt
Organism: Manihot esculenta (cassava)
Lineage: Eukaryota; Viridiplantae; Streptophyta; Magnoliopsida; Malpighiales; Euphorbiaceae
Exons: 3
Coding region: 1-786 (261 amino acids)
Biological process (GO): DNA integration
Molecular function (GO): nucleic acid binding
Source: RefSeq, a predicted model, not a curated record
AUGGAUUUCAUUGAUGGGCUUCCUAUGUCCUGUGGUAAGAAUUCUAUUCUAGUUGUCAUCGACAGAUUGAGUAAAUAUGCACAUUUUCUGCCAUUAUCUCAUCCAUACUUUGCCAAAGUCAUUGCUGAAGUAUUUGUGGCUGGGAUUGUCAAAUAUCAUGGCUUGCCAAGAUCAAUUAUCAGUGACCGGGACCCCAUUUUUAUGAGUCACUUUUGGCGAGAAUUCUUUAAGCUUUCUGGAACACAGCUGAAUAUGAGCUCCUCUUAUCAUCCUCAAACGGAUGGUCAAUCGGAGGUCACUAAUAGAUGUUUGGAGCAAUAUCUACGUUGCUUUGCCAGCCAACAACCACGCAAGUGGAAUCCUCCUAUGGUUCCUCGAUAUGAAUUGGGCUCUUCCUUGGUACAUGAAGUGGAUAAUGCUUUAGCCACUAGAGAUGAAAUCUUACGUCCUUAUCGGCAACAAUCUGUGUCCAAACGUGCUUUUCAGAAGUUAGCCAGCCGUUUUUAUGGCCCAUUCCUGGUGGAAGAAAAAAUUGGGAACUUGGCUUACCGAUUACAGCUGCCUUCGGGUUCCAAGAUUCACCCAGUUUUUCAUGUGUCCCUUUUAAAAAAACAUAUCGGCGAUGCUGUUCCUACUUCUUCUGAUUUUCCUCAACUUACCGAUGAUGGUUACUUUGUUUUCGAGCCUGCUGAAGUUUUGGAUACUAGGUGGGUUCGACUUGGCAACCGUCUCUCAGAAGAAAGUCUGGUUCGUUGGAAGCAUUUGCCGCAGGAAGAUGCGACUUAG